AGGGAAGCUCCCCGCAGCCCCACUGCCAGCGCAGCCCCAGAUGGAGCUUUCGGAGGGUGGAUUCGGCCAGCUGGAAGCCAUUUUGGAAUCUAACAGCAGCCCAGAUUCAGAGGAAGAGGAAGAGGACCAGGAGGCAGCUCUUCUCCAGGAGAGGGAGGAGGUGGAGGAAAAGCUGCAGGAAUAUGAGCAAGCUUCUCAGGCGGUGCUGGCAGAGCUCUCCCUGCUGGAGGCCGAAUACGAAAUCGAGAAGACGUGCCGCGAGCAGGCGGAAGCCUACGCAGCCCAGGUGAGUGCCGAGAACCACAAGCUGAAGCGGAUCAGCGUGGCUUUUGCCGCCCGUGCUUUGCUGCCCGGGGACCUCCUGGGCCGUGGUGAAGCGGAGGAACCCACUGCCGAAGCAGCCGAGGGUCCGGUGGAUCCGUACGUGCAGCUGGUCAAAGCCCUCCAAGGCAAGAUUUCCCAGCUGCUGGGCGAGAAGGAGGAGCUGAGCAUGCGAGUGAGGCAGCUCCAGGAGCAGCUGGAAGAGGAACGGUCUGAGAAGCAGGCCCUGCAAGGCCUGGUGAGGCGAGGCCAGGAGGCGGUGAGGAAUUUCAAAGAAGCGGUCCGCCUGGUCACCAAGGAGUACGGGAAGGUGUCACAGCAGCUGGGCCUGGAGGAGGAGCUGAGGCAGCAAGCAGAGGUCUUCGCCCGCCAGAUGCUGGUGAAGCAGGAGGAGGCCAACCGGCAGAGCACGAUCCUGAUGCAGAACGUGGGGCCCGACCUGCAGCUCCUCCGGGCCCUGGACGAGGUGGCCACGGCGACCCGGGCGCUGGAAGAGGCCAAGCAGGCGCACCAGGAGAAGGUGAAGGAUCUGGAGGCCCAGUUAGCCGAGCGGCCGCAGCGGGAAGAACUGUGUCGGCUCCAGGCGGCCCUGGCUGCAGCGGAGGAGGAGAAAGCGUGCCUGGAGGAGCGAUUGCUCCAGUUGGAGGAGAGAAAGGCCGCGCUGGAGCAGAGAGUGAAAUCCCUGGAAGAGAAGGCGAAGGUGACGGAAGAGGCCCCGGCUCCCAAGGAAGCCCCCUUGCCUCCCCCUCCGCCCCCCCCUCCGCUGCCUCCACCAACCUGCACGGCUCACGUGGACCCCCUGACGGCCAUCCGACAGCGGAAGGGAGUGCGGCCAGUGAAGCAGGGGGCAAGCAAGCCUGGCCUGGACGAGGUGAAGGCCAGAGCAGUGGACGAGAUGAUCGCCCGCAUCAAGAGCGGGGUGGCGCUGCGCCCCGUGGGGAGCAAGCGAUCGUCUGCUGCGUCGACCAAGCGAAGAAGCGCAGCGCUGGAGCUCCAGAGCCUCCUGAGCACUAAAACGGGGCUGGCCAGGAGACCAACCCGGCAGAGGCGCAGCCAGAAGAACAACCUUGCAAGCAACCAGCUGGCCUCCAUCCUGCAGAGGCGCCGGCGCAUCGUUGACUGCCCCGCCGAGGCUCAGGCCCCGCAGAAGCCGUCUGCCACGGCCACAGGAUGCCAGCCAGCCACCGACGCCCAGGGGACCGAGGUGGGGGGCGCCCGCUGCUCCCCAGAGCCAGAGCCAGUGAGGAAGCCUCAUGCCCAUCUGCAGAGCUCCACGAGCCCCGGCACGUGUCUGCCAGGUGACCCCGACAGGCCUGCAGCGGAGGGCCCCCCACAUCCGGGAGAGAAGCGCUGCGCCGUGUCCGGGCCCCAGAAGAGAGCAGCCUCUCUUCAGGUGAGCAGGAGGGUCCAGCCCAGCGCAGGGGCCCACGCCGAGGAAAAGCAGGGCAGCUCAAGCGCCUACCUGGCUCGCAGGAGCACAUCCCACGCCACCUGGGAAUGACGAAGGGGUGAGGACAAGCACAGUGGCGACACGGGGCCCAUCGCCACACCUUCUGCGGCCUCCAGCGCUCGGUUCCCUGGGCCUCGCAUUGCCAGGUCAUUGCAAUGGGGCAGCACCGGAGAACUGGCAUUGCCUUAGUCUGGAGCAGUCGGCUCCCUUGAUGGACACAGGCCUUCAAAACCACAUGCAGCGGCUAUAAACAGGCAGGCAACAGUGCAACCUUUGGCGAGCCGGCUGGAGCCGGGGGUCAGACUAGAUGGCCCGGGAGCCCCCUUCUCUGUUUCUGUGUUUCUAUCUCACAGCUGCUCCACUUGAUGCAAAAAGCCUGUGCCUGUUGAGAAAGGGAUGAGACAACCUUGCACUUCCUGGCUGCAUCCGGGUAGGCUGGGGACAAGAAAACGGGGUCUGUAACAGGUAGCAACCUUCUUUAUGAUCUUGGGACACCAGUGCAAAGUAACCAAAGACACACUACUGGAGAUCAGAUCUUGGGUUAGCUGUCAACUGUAACCUCAUUAACUCCGGAAAGCAUUUGAGGGAAAUAGCCUAAUGCCUCUGGUAUAGCCAUAAAUCACAGGUGCUGGAGGGGAAAAUACUUAACUGAAGAAUCAACAAGUGUAGCCCAAAUGUUGAAAACGCGCUUAUCGGCUACUUAGCGGCCUGCAGUGGAAUAUCCACGCUGAAUCCGAGCCAAUAAACGCCCUGUUCGCGGGAUGCUUCUUUCCUCGC
Messenger RNA from Varanus komodoensis (Komodo dragon), 2548 nucleotides. RefSeq names its product shootin-1-like. NCBI's taxonomy places the organism in Eukaryota, Metazoa, Chordata, Lepidosauria, Squamata, Varanidae. The transcript has 16 exons. The coding region runs from base 41 to 1822 and encodes 593 amino acids. The record is from RefSeq and is a predicted model, not a curated record.